AUGUCGACAAUAGGCACGCGAGAAGCAGUAUGGGGUGCAGACCCACUGGAGCUCUUUGGCGGCUUUCGAGCACUUGAAUACGACCCAGAAGCUACUUUCAAGUCUAGUCUUGCUUUCAAUGCCACCACAACCUGGAGUCGGACCAGCAUCGAGUUCCCAUACCCGCCACCAACCCAGCAGGCCACGGCAGAGCUCGAUGUCGACUUUCCGGAUGUAGAGUGGGAUUCACUACAGGAUGUCUACGGCUGGCCGGCUCUCCAGUGGCAAGCAUGGGCUAGAGGCACACUCAAUGUCCGCCUUCAAGGUGCUAUAACUCUCGCUUUACAGACUGAACACGUCAUCGAGGUAUGGGUGGACGACCAGCACUACUAUGGCGGUGACUUCUAUGGCUAUGGUAAAGUAGCUACGACCUUGCACCUGGAGCCUGGUAGCCAUCGAAUAGAUGUCAGGCUGAUUAGAGACGUCCGUAGUGAGGGCACUGUUGGGCGGCCCUCGCUCGGCGUUAUGCUAAGAGUGCAGGCACUUGGGCCUCUGCUCAAUGCUGUGAAGGCGGACACCUCGAAUCCUCACCAAGGCGUGCUGAUGCCUGACAUCGUCGGUGGCGAUUACGGCCAAUUCACGAGCUCAUACGCAUCCGUGAAACUCCGUAACGAUGGCCACGAAGAUGCUACGAUUGUUUCACUUGAAGCUACGCAUAACCAGUGCGAGACCGAGCUGGUCAGCAAGGAUUCAAUCGUGGUUAUACCCGGCCAGACCAGACCUUUGGCCUUCCGUGUAGCCUGUAUAUCUCCUAUCACUGGACGUGGUGCAACCACGAUACUGGUCAAGUAUACUACGCCGGAUAGCCACAUCACUCGAACAGUCUAUUUGUCUACCUGGCCACUCACUCGUGAGAGACACGAAGCUCAAAAGAUUACCUUCAUGCACCCUGGUGGCAUGGUCUCGUAUGCCGUGCUUCGACCUCCGUCAGCAAACGCACAUUGUACGCCGGGCAUGAAGAAAGCACCAGUCAUGCUAGUACUUCACGGCGCAGGAUUGGAAGCUGACGAUGAGAAAGUUCGCAAAGCGCUCGAUGACCUUCCGGACCUUUGUGCAUGGGUACUUUUUCCGACAGGAGUCACGACCUGGAGUAGCGAUGACUGGCACACAUGGGGACUAGCGGACGUCGAAGCUGCUAUAGCCGCGAUACCGACCUGGAUAGAGAACAAUGAGUGGGAAGGCGUGGGAGUCGACACAGACCGCUGGCUUGUGACUGGUCACUCGAACGGAGGGCAAGGGGCAUGGUACAUCGUGACUCAUCGACCCGACAAUGUUGUUGCUGCUGCACCACUAUCGGGUUACUCAUCUAUUCAGAACUAUGUUCCGUACACCAUGUGGCGACCCAGCGACCCUGGUAAAGUGGCAGUGAUUCAAGGCGCACUGCUGAGCUAUCAGCACGAGCUGUUGCUCGAGAAUGCUAAGGAUAUUCCUAUCCUUCAGCAGCAUGGUAGUGAGGAUGAUAACGUACCAGUAUACCACUCACGACUGCUCAACUGGCUUCUGGAGAGCGCAGCAGGCGUGGCAAGCGAUUAUCACGAAAUGCCAGGCAGACCGCACUGGUGGUCAGGCGUCUUUGUCACCGAACCUCUGAAGCAUUUCUUGCGCUCCAAUCUAAAUACUGGUGGACCAGAGAUUGAGGGAGAAAGCAUACCCAUUAAUCGGCGAGACUUCGCGGUGGUAUCCGCUGGAAAUGGUGACAUGGGAAGCAAGAAUGGCGUCAAGAUUCUGCAACUCAAGGCGCCCGGUCGAUUGGGUAAGGUCCACAUCACGCACGAUCCACUCACGCAGGCGUGCGUGUUUGAGGUAUCGAAUGUGGCUGUCUUUCAUCUGCCAGCUCAAUUCGCGGAAUGCAGUCUCUACGUCAACAGCCAGGAAGUGCCACUAGAAAUUGUCACGCAAAGCGACGAAAGCGCAGAGCUGACACUAGCAUACGAGAACGGCACAUGGACACAAACCACGGCUGACGGCUUUCCUCUCCCACCUCGUCAAGGCCGCCAGCAAGGAACCAUAGACUCCCUGCUCCGCACCCGCGGCGCUUUCCAGAUCGUGCAUGCCUCUCCUACAGCCCGAAAGAUAGCCCUACAAGUUUCUCGCAACCUGUGCCAGUACUUCGGCGCCGACACCAUCAUAAGCUCAGAUCACAGCCACGCUACUACUUCGACGACAGCGAACAUCAUAACCAUAGCACUUGGCCAAGAACUACCAAAGGACGAGUCCAGCCUCGACCUUCCCAUCUCCGUUGAAAACAACCGGAUUCAAAUCCGCGAUAUCACUAACGGCUUGCAAGCCUACCCUAUGACUCCAGAUCUUGGUGCUAUCUGGUUGCGACCUUUACCCGACGAACGACUCGAACUAGUAAUCUGGGGCGCAGAAGAGAAAGGUCUUGAGAUAGCGGCACGGCUGGCUCCUCUCGUGACAGGGAGCGGUGUACCUGAUUUCGUGAUCGUGAACCACAAGAUGUUGUUUCAGGGGCUUGAAGGUGUGCUGGCACUCGGGUAUUUUGAUGGGUGGUGGAAUGUUUCGAGGAAUUCCUACUUCACCUGA
Recurvomyces mirabilis is the source of this 2583-nucleotide messenger RNA. RefSeq lists its product as uncharacterized. The transcript is spliced from 3 exons. Gene Ontology annotation, molecular function: serine-type peptidase activity. Gene Ontology annotation, biological process: proteolysis. The record is from RefSeq and is a predicted model, not a curated record. Bases 1 to 2583 code for a protein of 860 amino acids. Lineage: Eukaryota; Fungi; Ascomycota; Dothideomycetes; Mycosphaerellales; Teratosphaeriaceae.